AUGGCGCCCGACGCUCUGGAUUGCCUGAUCUGGCUUGCCGGCGGAACUCCCCAUGCCAAAGCCAGAGCACAUGUCGAGAAGAAGAUGACAAAGAAGAAGCAGAAGACGAAGAAGGACGACAAGAAGGGGACAACAGCCAAUGAGAAUGAGGACAAGCCUCCUUCCACGGCAUCCUCCCCACUCAUCCAGGAAUGCCCUCCCUCGCAGGUUUCGGGUGCCUCGCAUCACGGUCCGCCGCGUCCCUCAGGUGCGUUGGGUUUCUACAACGACCCCCCGGCAUCAGUUCAUUCAAGGUCCCACCGCUCAGAUGCGGACUCGAUCCGGCCAGAGUCGUCUGUGUCUCAGCGCUCGGCGAGGGCAUCGUCUCAUUAUUCCGGGUCACGCCAUUCUGGGUCGCGGCACUCGGUGCAUGAUGCUUCCCGAUCUGCUGGCCCCUAUCUCAGCCCAGAACUUGUCCCGGCCUACAGAGGGACCCGAGACGUGAUCCGCGUGCUGCGCAAGGCGAUCGACAUUCUCGAAAAGCAAGCCGACUACGACGCGGCCGUUGAGAAGCGUCACUUUGACUGA
Messenger RNA from Canariomyces notabilis, 567 nucleotides. RefSeq lists its product as uncharacterized. Lineage: Eukaryota; Fungi; Ascomycota; Sordariomycetes; Sordariales; Chaetomiaceae. The transcript has 2 exons. The record is from RefSeq and is a predicted model, not a curated record. The coding region runs from base 1 to 567 and encodes 188 amino acids.